Molecule: messenger RNA, 9159 nt
Organism: Babesia ovata
Lineage: Eukaryota; Apicomplexa; Aconoidasida; Piroplasmida; Babesiidae
Exons: 3
Coding region: 1-9159 (3052 amino acids)
Source: RefSeq, a predicted model, not a curated record
AUGUCUUUCCUUCAUGGAGUUCUUGACUCUGUGAAAGAUGAUGAUAACGUUUCACAUUACUUUGACUUCACAAAUUGCAUUACUACAAUCAAGAACUCUAUGCAUCAAAAAGGUGCGCUGCGGGAGUGGGAGGAGAAGGUGAAGAAGGAGACUCAAUCACUUAUAGCUCAUUUAGAUUCACUUCUAAAGUUUAAUUUUGAUAACAUGAAUAAUGCACUUGAAUUACUAAAUACGCUUUUUGUUCCUGAUGACCUUCAUAAGGUUACCUACCAGUGGCAUAUUUGCAUUAGCGAAGCUGAUAAGCUUGCUAAGUUUUUCGCAGUAGCGAAGAUAGAAUACUUUCAACUUGAUCAUCCACUUAGAAAUACGCUACGUAACUGCGUACGGCGUGCUGAAUUGGAGGUAGAGAGGUUCGUGGCUGGUGCUUGUAAUAGUGAGUUAAGGGCUGCGAUCGAGACAGCGGAGGGUCAACUGAAGCAUUUGCAAAAGCAAAUCAAUGAGCGUUUCAAGGGCCGUGUAGAACAGAUGGCUGGGUGUAUUAAUGUCAAAUUCGAAGAACAAUUUCAUACUCCAAUAAAAAAUGUACAGGCGAAACUAAAUGACGCUAAAACUUAUCUGGAUAAGUGGAUUGUGACUGCUCAUCUUAUGUUCAGUGAGGCGAUUCAGAAGGGCGGAGAGGCGCAUAAGAAGUUGGAUUAUACGAGAAAAGAAUCGACUUAUCCGGUUGGUUAUAAUAUACAGCAAAUUGAGACAGCUAAAGAAUACAUCCAGAGUGUUAAUACCCAAGUCACUAGAAUUCACAGCGAGUUGAAAGCGUGGAUGGAUAAGACUAAAAAAAUAGUUGAAGAUGCUUUGUUGAAAGUUGAUGGUAUUCUGAAUGACGUUGGCGCCCAAAGCCAAAAUAAGUUGGACGUUGAAAGCGCAACUGUAAGACUAAAAGACGUCACUCAACAGAAUUAUGUUAAAUUCAAACAACAGGAACUUGAAGGCUACGCCUUCAAGGCCAAAUACACUUUGGAGAAUCUCGCUAGUGAGGUGACUAAAUUGAUGGAUGAGAAGUUCAAGGCUGCGCAGGAGCAAUUUAAAUUGUGGGUUAGCGGGAGUGGGAGCGCCGGUGUUCGCGUUCCUCAAGAAUUGGAGCAGGCAAUCAUGUCUAUCACUCAGAUUUCGAAUGCAAUUCACGCCGCAUCUCGCAAUGUAUCACAUAAUCAUGUUAACCGUGUGCCGUUACAUCGCUAUACACACGCUCAGUCACCUAAUCACUUGCUUAGUGAGUCGGUGGCUCAGUUGCGAUCGUCUCUGUCAGAAGUUGAACGCACAUUCCCCAACGGACGUCAAAUCGCUAAACCUUCAGAGGCCCACACUGCCACUCGGUAUCUUUCAUCAAUUUCCAACCUUGCCACUACCACAAGACUAGUCAUCAUAUCCGCCAUAGACCAUCUCAAUGAGCAAAUUAAGAGUGCACUGCCGGACGUUGGUGGCCUAAGUAUUGAUUCAAACAAUGGUUCCUCAACCAAUAAGCUCACUGUUGCGUUGCAAGGUGCUGAUACAUUUGCCGAACAACUCCAAUCACUUAAAGGUCACUUUGUUCGGUUUCCUGGUGGUUUCGAUAUAGAUAGCAUGUCUCGGCAACUGAGCAAUAUAGUAGGUGCUGUUCAGCGUUUUAGUAGUAUCUUCGACAGCGAUAAAAAGGAUUUUGACAACCUGGCACAAGGCAUCACUAGGCCUUUCAACAGGCUCCUCCAAGCUGUUCAGAUGCAAGCGGAUGACCAAGCAAGGAAUGGUCUAAAGCAAUAUUUAAAAGAUCAAUUACAAGAUAUUUAUUUCAAGCAAUAUGACUCCGGCAAAUCCAAUGAACCAAACAAUAAUGAUACCAUCGACAAGCUUAAAACUGACCUUAACACUCAACAGUCUGCGUUGCCAGGCCAUACCAGUACUAUCGAAUCAGCAGUCCACGCAAUGAAAGAAGAGCUCAAGAGACUUCAAAAGGAGCUGCAGACCAACGUUAUGGAUAAGUUAAAAAAUGUACAUGACAAGGGUAUCUUCGGAGAUGCAGAAUGGAAAGGUACUGUCGGUCUUAAGAAAAUUCACAACGAACUUAGAGAUAUUCUAGGUCCUAAAAGUAGAGAUAAUACUUUGGCUAAAAUUCUUCACGAUGCCGAGAAUUUCCACAACUCUGUCAUCCAUGCUGAAGCAACAAACGUCAUCUCCGACAUACAAAACUUCGUGGCCCAACAGGUUACAGCCGCUACUCAGUCCAUUCAAGACAGGGCUAAAAUUGAAUAUUACACCAAUAACAAAAAACGUUUUGACGCAAUGAAAUCGAGCGUUACCAAAUACAUCAGUGAAAUUAAAACCAUGAUCGAUAAAGAUAUGCGGACAGGUGUCAAAGGCUUAAUGAGGCACUUAAUAGGCAAAGUAGAUGCUCAGGCAAAUCAACAACCUCCGGCUCAACCAAAUUCCAAUCUGCUCGAUGGGCUAAGCACUGCUGUGGGUGAUCGAAAUCUUCAAUUUUCGGAUAAAGUUAAAAAAUUAUCAGAAACAUUCAAAAACUAUGCUGAUCCCAUUUUGGAUUAUAUCGAAGACCAAUUUAAAUCGCCUCCAUUUUUCCUGCCUAACGUAAAGGGUAAGAAGUCCACUGAUGAGUCUGAACGAAUUUCCGCCAUCCACUCCGCUGUGGACACCCUCCUCUCCCACCUGCGCGAGCAAAAACACUUCACCCACGAGGUCCCCGGAAUGCUGCAAAAUCUCAAGACAUCCGUGCAAGCACUCCACUCCACAAAAUUCGGCAACCCCGCGUAUCCCGUGCUCGACGCUUUCCCCAAGAGCCUGGUAAAGUUCGUCGAGCAACUGGAGAGGGGGUAUGUGAACAGGUAUGAGGGGUCUAAGGAAAUCACAUGGGAAGGAACGUUGUUUACUGGAUCAACAGAGGAAAGUAAAAUGGCCGCUAAAAUUUUCCUCAGCGUGUUUUCCAUCCUGAACACAAAUUUGAAUGAGUUGAGAAAGAGGUGCAAGGUGGAUUGGGGAGGUGAUCAAAUUAAUGAAUUCACGGAGCUUGGGACAUUCUUCUCCGAUAAUGGUUUCGUAGUGUCCGACAAUAAUAAACAGAACGGCGAGUUGCAAGACAAAGAAGGGAUGAACGGAACAAAAGUCGUCGGAUGCCUUGUCGGUGAUUAUCCUUGUGUUUUCCCUUCUGCUGAAAACACUAGGCAUGCGAUUAAUACGAUUGUCGACUCUCUCCCUGCCUACUACCAAGUCGGUCACAUCUCCACAUUCUCCGCUAAUAAGCUACCAUGUUCAGUCUACGAAAUGCUCGCAUGGUGCUCCGGUUUACGCCAUAACGGUGCGUACGAUGCGCUUAAGCAGCACAUAAAAACAGCAGUCAAGACGAAGGAUGCGCAAUCUGGUAAUGAGUUACCUUACACGGAUGCGUUCCCAAGAGCAUUCGGCGCUCAACAUCUGGAAAAUGUCCUCGACCAUAUCACAUUGCAAUCCGCUUCCGUCCUAACCAGUAUAGUAGGCCACGGCAACGCUUCUACCACCUACUCCUGUGACUACUUCAACAACUCCUUUAAAUUCAAAUAUCCCUCUAGCGGUUCAGAAUGCUUAGAUUUACUCCUUGACAUCCUUAAAAAAUUGUUCCCGCCACUGAGGUUCUUGCAUACCCAGUGCAAUCGUCGGCCUGAUCAUUACGGAUGGGCUGACUGCCUCUACGGCCAAGCUGUCGAAAUAUCAAACUGGCAAUUUAACACUCACUUAACUGACAAAGCAAGUAACCAACCAAAUAGUCAACCAAACACCGAAUCAAACUGCCAACCAGCGUGCCAAGCAAAUUGUCACCCAACCUCUCCACUUCAGUCCUACCUAACUGACUCCUUGCAUGGUCACUUGCCUCAUAAUCUAAUAUCUGUCGGGUGCAAAUCCGUAUGUAACACUUGUCCUGGCACUAAACGCGGAAUGCCAUGUCUGACUCCACUCGGAUUCAGGGCCUUCUCCGGUAGUCCGAAGAAGGGUAACGAACUAUGUAAAGUGCUUAGAAAUUUCUUCGACGAUUUCUAUCUUACAGCCUUAUUCUGUGUGGCCCCUAAACCGCCGACUACACUACCAGAGCACUUUGGUUUUGCCUUGUCCAUAGUUAGUGGUUGGCAUAAUGGUCAACCAGACGCAAACAAAAGGUCACUGCAGUCAAAUGUCGUAGCAUCGAUUACUGAUCAGUCCAUCCAGUUAUAUGUAGAUCCGUCUCAACUCACCGAUGCUCUCACCGCAGCUUACGGUUCUGUCUCCGCCAACCAUUCCGAAUGUCAAACACCGCAUCUCACAAGUCUUACAACCACUGAUUUUUGCAAAGGGAAGAGUGGAAAGAUAGACUGCGCUCCCUACAUAUAUGCUUUGUCCACCGACGCGUACAACUAUCUGGCCAAGAAACAUGCCAACCUUUACCUUUCCUGGGCGGUGUAUUUACCAUGGACGUUCUGGGACUUACUCAACAAUCUAUACGUUUCCUUCUGUGAUAUCGCUUGUCAGGAUUGGGCAUGUAAUGGGUGUCAACAGGCCGAUAAAUGUCGACGUGGUGAGCAUGGUAAAACGGCAACAUCCUGCCAGCAUAAAGAGACGUUAAAUAGCGCACUUAACUCACUUAAAGACACAAAUCUUAAUGGUAUUACUAAAUACAGGGCGGCGAUAGCCGCGGUGGCCGGUGGUGUACGUACAUAUAAUGAGAGAGUGGCAGCGUCGAAUGAUGCUGUGAAAAAAGUUAUCACUGAUCUACAUAAAUAUACACAAAGUGAUAGUAAGUUACGUGUUUUUCUUAAUAAUUUGCAGACUGCGCAUAAUCGCAGGGACACGGGAUACCAGUUGGCCAAGGACGAAGUGGACAAGAAACUUCAAGAAUGUCAAGAGCAAGCAAAAAAAUUCACAGAUAGUUUAGACACUAGUAACACUAAAAACAAACUUAAUGACUCAUUUAACGACUUGAAUGAUAGUCUGCGUGUCACACUUAGCCAUGUGCGUAGCACUGUAGAGUACGAAGCGAAGCGGCUUGAGACGGUGAAGGCGGCAAAAGCUGCGGAGUUUAGUGAUACGGAGGAAAAGAUCACGGCGACUUUAAAAUCCAUGAAAAUUAGCGUCGAUUGUAAAAUUGACGCUCAGAUUAGGGAGCUGAUUAGCAAGUUGAGGGAGAGAGUGCAGAAGAUUCUUGAUGAGCUCAGGGGAAUUGACAAAAGGUUCAGGGAGUACUAUAACGCUUUGCAGGAAUGGAUUAUCAAGGCUGAGAAAGUUGUCGACGAGGCGCACGGAGAAGUUAACAGACUCUUGGGGCAUAUUAAUAAUACCAGUACAACGUAUCCCAUGCAGAUAACUUCGAGAGCCGAACAGCUAGAGAGGGAUGUCGAGGGGCUUUAUAAUGCUGGGCAAGCGGCGACGGAGAAAGUGAAAGCGGAAGUUAAAAUAGCGCUUGCGGCUGUAAAAAGUCUGGAGACUGCGGUUAAGUAUGAUUUGCAUACGGUGAGAGGGCAGAUUAAUGAGAAGAUUGGGGAGUACGUUCGGAACACUGUCAGCAAUGUGAUGGAUGCGGCGAAAGAGGCUAAUACUAACUGGUCAGACACUGAUAAUACAAAAUUCCCUGGAAUUACGGAACUUAAGCUUAAGUUAAAAGAGGGCGAAUUAGGAACUUUAGUUAAAGAUUUAAGUGAUACAAGAGAUGCUGCAGGCUAUGCACUUGAAAACUUCUUAGAUUGGUUGAAAAUAACGUAUAAUUUGAAAACUGCCGUACCUGCAGAUACUUCCAAACUCACCAAUGCCCUCGAAACCGAUCUCACGAAGGAGCUUAAUAAUCAGCUGCCAGACGUGAAUGGGCAACAACGUGUAAGACUUGACAACCUUACAGUUUCCUUUGCCAAUGGCAAAGGCAACGGAAAUACAGGUUCAAGACAGGCCCUCGACGACGCCAUCACCAAAAUACAAACUGACGUAACCGGCGCGCUGGGGAGUAUAGAAGGCGUAAAAGAUGGCGCCUUAGCAGAUUUGCGAAAUGUUAAAGAUAAUAUAAGAAAGCUCUGUGAGGUGAUUAAAAAAGAUGCUGGAGACGACAAGGGUGAAGUGGAUGACACCCUUAGAGGACGGCUCAACGAUUUGAAGAAGAGAUAUUUUGAGGUUUAUGAGGAGGAGAAAAAGAAUGGUGAGAAGAGCAUUAAGAAGAUUCAAAAACAAUUCGGUGUCCUCCACAUGGAUCUGGUAAGUAAGCCAAUUAAGGAUGCCGAAGCGUUCAUCACAUUCUGCUCCGAGGCCGAAACAUACUUCACCAAGGAGCUCAAGGAUCAAGUCGACAAGGACGUCCAAAAGGCCAAAACCGAGAUAAUCUGCCACGCGCGCAAGCAGUACGUCGACGCAAUAAAAGACUUGUUAACAAAGUUCGCCGAGAAAGUUCAGAGUGAGUUGCAGCCUUUGCCACAAGAGCUCCGCGACGAUCUGGAACAAGGACACAAGGGUUUUGUCGAUAAGCUUGGAAGGUAUUUCAUUCUGCAAAUAAGAGACUUUUUCCCAACGCGAAUCGUUCCCCCUGAACAGCGAAAAACAUUGAAAGACUUUGCAGACAUCUUGCGUCUCCGCUUUAAUGAUUUCGUGGUUGCAUUGUGUGAUCAAGCAGAUUUCAAGAAAAACGUCAAUGUAUUCUUCGAGCCUUCACGUCAAGCAUUGCACCGUCUGCUUACUGACCUUAUCAGGUCAGAACACUUCGACCGCACUUUCAAUACGAACAUAGAUAAUUUCAAUAAUGUAUUGCAUAACUUCGCACCUAAAAAUUUCUCCGGUCCGUGCAGUCCUCUGCUGGACGCGCUUAAUGCCGGUCUUAACAGGCUGGGCACCGAGCUUAAUAAGGCUUACGUUAGCGCGUAUGACGGUGAGAAGCCUACAGAUGGCUGGGUGACAGAGGUCACUGAAACAUCCAAGUCGUCUGAUGUUGCUUCACCGAAAUACAAGUUUACCGAUGAGGGGGAGAAAUGUGCAAAAGUAUGUGCGACGCUGCUCUCUACUCUAUACACGAAGUUGAGUGACCUGAGGCAAAGAUGUAAGAAUGGUGUCAGAAAUGGUUUCAAUAAAGAUACCAUUAACAAAACUACGCGUCUCGGAAGAUUCUUCGACGGGGAAGGAUUUGUUGUUUCUGACCCCGAUGACCAGAACGGUGAGCUUCAGCACAAAAAAGGUUUCACGGGUCAGAAUAUUUAUGAAAAACUAACCGUCCAACAUACUGACCAAACCCAGAAACAUUAUAAGCUUGUCAGCGACGAGGACGACAAGGAUCCCGUUACCGGUAAGCAAGAGAAGCCGGAUGUCAAGACGACUGCACAAAAGUACAGUGUCCUCAAAGAUUUCGUCGGACAUCUCCAUCAAUAUUUCAGUGUUAACCACUACGCAACUUCAUUCUCCACUAAGCAUCCAUCAUCCAUAAACGAUAUGCUCCAAUGGCUCUCCGGUCUUCCACACAAUCACAUUUUCACCAAACUCCCGCAUCACGUUAAGACAUUGUUCGACAGGCCUAAAGAGCGGGAGCAUGAAGAUUAUUCCGCAUUCCAGCCAAACGAACUUAAACUAGAUGCCACAGUUCCGUUGUCAGCCGAAACAAUAAUCAAGGAAUUGGGAAUGGUAUGCUCACAGUCUCACUCAGUUCUCACUUCCAUUCAAGGCCACGGUCACUCGGGCGGAAUUUACGCCUGCGACUUUUAUACCAACUCAGCAAAAUUAGUGUAUCCCUCUAACCCCGGCAAAUGUUUAGAUUUACUAGUAGAGAUAUUAAGUAGAGUAUUCCACCAACUUCAUUUUCUACAUAAGCAGUGUACCUAUCCUAUGGAUCUCGGCGGUUGGCUCGACUGUGUAUACGGCAGAGCAGUUGGGGGAUCCGACUGGCACUGCAAUGCAAAACAGUGUCCCAACCAAAUGGCUCACCAAAAGUGUCCCCAACAGGGUGACCAAAAGUGCAACCAACACCCCAAGUGCGGUUUGAAAUCGCCACUCCAAUCGUUCUUGGAAGAUGGUCUCCAGGGCUUUUUGCCGCAUCCAUAUAAUAAGUCUGAUUGCAAAAUGACCUGCUCCCUUGCUAAUCACAGGGGUAUUGCGUGCAAAACCCCAAUGGGCUUCACAGACAUUAGCCAUGUGGCAUCGAGGAAGAGCACGGCUAAGCGUUUGAAAGAUGUAUUAUCACUGUUUUGCGGUAGAGCAGGCGCACCGCUUACCAAACUGUGUAGCCAGCUAAAUUGUCUUUUGCCUACCGCUCCUAAAACACUAGGAGACAUGUUUGCGUUCUACUAUAGUUUUAUCACAACUUGGGGAGAUAAGGGCAGACAACACAAAAAAGACGCCUUUGAUUUAGCCGUUCAAAAGGCUCACUUCGAACGUCCUUAUGGAGACCUUGAUGUCUAUUCCAUAUUCAAAGGUAGCCACUCAGCAAAAACGGCGGGCCACACAGAUGGUGAUCUCCUCAGCCUUGUAUGCAGCACACAGUCGCCAGGUAAAUGUGGUCUAUAUUUGAGUUCUCUAAGUAACGAUAUCAGUGCCACAUUCUCUGCAAAACACGGUGACAAAUACCUGUCGUGGAUCGUUUACAUGACAGAAACAUUUUACGACUUGCUUAAGAAAUUGUUCGAUGAGUGCAACGGUAGUUGCGGCGGUGACAGGCCUAGAUGCCGUAUCGCAAACUGUCCGCCAACCUGCACUGUUGCCAAGCAGCCAAGUACAUCCAGUCACAGUGACCCCUGCAAAUCCCUUGUCAACUGCAAAACUACGCAUCCCACUUUAUGCAAGUAUGGCUUCACAAUUAACAGCCCACCCAAACUGGGCGGUAAGGAUGACCCAGCACUCAAACGUACGUGCCACGAUUUGUGCACAAUAUUGGAAAAAAUUGUAAAAGAAGGCAGCGUACUCUAUAAUUUAGUACACAAAACAAUUCCGAAAUACUUAUUUGAAAUACGUUCUAAGUUCAUCUGGACAUUGCUAGCCCUCUGGUCGCUGUCGCUCCUCUACCUGCUGCACAUCGCCGUCGUCCGCCUGGACGUCCUGAGGAUACGCUCCCACCUGCGCUCACCCGCAAGCCACCGCGUCGCAGCUCAGUCGCUGCUCGCCGCCGCACGCGUCAAGGCGCUCGCCAACGUCAAGUACUUCUCACCAUAA